Molecule: messenger RNA, 1665 nt
Organism: Anolis carolinensis (green anole)
Lineage: Eukaryota; Metazoa; Chordata; Lepidosauria; Squamata; Anolidae
Gene: ctns
Product: cystinosin, lysosomal cystine transporter
Biological process (GO): L-cystine transport
Cellular component (GO): lysosomal membrane
Molecular function (GO): L-cystine transmembrane transporter activity
Source: RefSeq, a predicted model, not a curated record
UCACCACAUUGAGCGUCCCGUUCCCUCAGUUUCCUAUACAGGAAGGAGUCCUCCCGAGGUCGCCAUCUUGGGCGUGCCACUCACGCUCAAGAUGGCGUUGACGGCCAGCGUGAGGAGGCCUUUAUAGCCGGCCGUCUCCUUAGCGACGCCCGGAAAAGGCCUUUGGCUGUGGGAAAGCGGCCAAAAGCGCGCGCGGCCUGGAAGGAAAAGAGCGUCGUGAGAGCAGCCGCCAGCAACUUCUCGCCAUGAAGAAGAUGGACGGGGCCGGGAUUUGCCUCGGCUUGCUCUGCUUGUCGCUUGCAUCGCCAGCCCUUUGCGGAACCGCAACUCUCUCCGUCCCUGAACACGUUUCCUUAGAAAACGGCACUUCGAAGGACAUCACCGUGACUUUAAGUGCUCUGCUCAACGAGACGCUGGGCAUCGGGUUCAACGUGACGUAUUCUUCCAAGGAGAACCUCACCGUCGUCGAGCUGCCGGUGGAAGUGGUUGUCGCGGCCGGCCUGCGGACAGUGCAGUUCCGGGCGAGGGCCAGAAACGUGGGCCAGGUGACCGUCUACCUCCAGAGCAAUGCCUCCAACCAGACCGGGCCCAGGAUCCGCUUCCUCGUCCUGCACAGCGAGGCCGUCAGGAUCGUGGACCAGGUGAUCGGGUGGAUCUACUUCCUGGCCUGGUCCGUCUCCUUCUACCCGCAGGUGUUUGAGAACUGGAAGCGGAAGAGCGUGGUGGGUCUCAGCUUCGACUUCAUCGCCUUGAACCUGACCGGCUUCAUCGCCUACAGCGUCUUCAACGUGGGGCUCUUCUGGAUCCGCCCCGUGAAGGAGCAGUUCCUGAGCCGCUACCCCAACGGCGUGAACCCCGUGGACGCCAACGACGUCUUCUUCAGCCUCCACGCCGUGGCCGUCACCCUGCUCACCAUCCUGCAGUGCCUCCUCUACGAGAAAGGGGAGCAAAGGGUCUCCCCGCUCGCCCUCGGCCUGCUGCUCGCCGGAUGGAUGUUCGUCUUCGCCACGUUGUCGGCGGCGGCCGCGGGGGCCCUGACCUGGCUCCAGUUCCUCUUCUUCUUCUCCUACAUCAAGCUGGCCGUCACGCUCCUCAAAUACUUCCCGCAGGCCUACCUGAACUUCCGCCGGAAGAGCACCCAGGGCUGGAGCAUCGGCAACGUCUUGCUGGACUUUGUGGGCGGCGCCUUCAGCCUGAUGCAGAUGUUCCUCCAGUCCUACAACAACGACGCCUGGAAACUAAUCUUCGGCGACCCCACCAAGUUCGGGCUCGGUUUCUUCUCCAUCCUCUUCGACAUAGUCUUCAUCGUCCAGCAUUACGGCUUGUAUCGGAACAGGGAGUAUCACAACCUCGACUAAAUUUCUCCCCGUUCAAAAAAGGACGUCUUUGACGUGGUUUGGCAGCAGAAAAAGGGACUUGCGGAAGUUGCGGAAAGACGGCGGAAUCACCUUCAAGUGCCUUAUUCUCGAGAGGCGGACGGAAAGCCCGACUUCUUUCCGGGGAUUUCUGACCCAGUUUUGGGCCGGGUCGGAACCACGUCCUGCCACAAAAGCGUCGAACGGAGCUUCUUUGUCGUCUGCGCGGAACGGCGCAGAACUCCGGAGUCGAGUGUCUUUGUGCGCGGAAUUAAAAUCUUUCUACGAAAAAAGCAGAGUCUUUUUUUGG